CAAGACAAACGGGAGGGUGCGGGGUCAUGUAGCACGGUACCUUCGCCCUGUCGCUCUAUACAGACUUAAAAAAAUACUGCCUUUAAUGGCAGCUACUAACAGAGAGGCUAACAAAAUUACACAGACUUGCCCAAAGCGAAACCAGCGCAGUUAGCCAGAUGUGUCACAUAUCCCAAUCUGAGAGGAGCCUCUGGGUUUUCACAGAGUGGGAGGGGCCUGCAAAGAGGGAGACGAGAGGAAAGCAGGGGGGCAGUCCAUCCCUCUGUCCACUGCGGUGUUUUGGGGGAGGAGACAGGGCCAGGAAGUGGGAAAACUGAACCUCGGUGUGUUCGUACUGAUCAGCAAGCAGACAGGCUUCUACCGGGUCAGGAGGUAAGCAGACGGUACAGAAGGGCAGGCAGACGGGGCAGAACACAAGCAGGCAGUCAGAAAAAGGACAGCUGAGACAACGAUGAGGUGGAGGUCGGCUAUAAUGUUGGUCUUCUGGGCUCUGUGCCUGGUAAGAGGCGUGCGAGGCGUCGAAUUCCGCCAUCACCGUUACGAGGACAUGGUGCGGGCGCUGUUCAGCGUGCAGAACGAGUGUCCCUACAUCACCCGCAUCUACAGCAUCGGCCGCAGCGUGGAAGGCCGCCACCUCUACGUGCUGGAGUUCAGCGACAACCCUGGGAUCCACGAGGCACUGGAGCCGGAGUUCAAGUACGUGGGAAACAUGCAUGGCAAUGAGGUUCUGGGUCGUGAGCUCUUGAUCCAGUUCUCGCAGUUCCUCUGUGAGGAGUACAGAGCAGGAAACCACCGCAUCACCCAGCUGAUCCACGACACAAGGAUCCACAUUCUGCCAUCCAUGAACCCAGAUGGGUACGAGGUAGCCGCCAGGCAGGGUCCCGAGUUCAACGGCUACGUGACGGGCCGUGGCAACGCAAAGGACGUGGAUCUGAACCGCAACUUCCCCGACCUCAACGCCCUGCUCUACUACUACGAAAAGAGCAACGGGAAGAACCACCACUUCCCACUGCCAGACAACUGGGAAGAGCAGGUGGAACCGGAAACUAUGGCCGUUAUCAAGUGGAUGCAGAACUACAACUUCAUCCUGUCUGCCAACCUGCAUGGUGGAGCAGUGGUGGCCAACUACCCUUUUGACAAAUCUAGAGACCUCCGGAUUCGGGGCAAGACCACGUACUCGGCCACACCGGACGACAAGCUUUUCAAAAAGUUGGCAAAGUCCUACUCAUACGCCCACAGCUGGAUGCACAAGAGCUGGAACUGUGGGGAUUAUUUUGAAGAGGGUAUCACCAAUGGAGCCAGCUGGUACUCCCUUUCCAAAGGCAUGCAGGACUUCAACUACCUCUACAGCAACUGCUUCGAGAUCACCCUGGAGCUGAGCUGUGACAAGUUCCCGCCCGCCUCUGCCCUGCAGCGUGAAUGGCUGGGCAACAGAGAAGCUCUCGUGACUUACCUGGAGCAGGUUCACCACGGCAUCAAAGGCAUGGUCUACGAUGAAAACAGCAACCCGAUUGACAACGCUGUGAUCUCCGUGUCAGGGAUAAACCACGAUGUCACCAGUGGUGUUGAUGGGGACUAUUUCAGGCUACUGUUACCUGGUACCUACACGGUGACAGUAUCUGCACCUGGGUACCAGCCAAGCACAAGCACAGUGACAGUCGGUCCAGCUGAGGCUGUACAGUUACACUUCUACCUGAAACUUGUCCCAAAAGAAACAAAUUUCAACAAAAACCACCAUGGAAAGAGGGGGUCCCUUUCUGCCAAGCCCCCUCCAGUGUACCCGGGACCAAGAUGAGCCCAGCGUUAGCUGGGAGUUUAUCGGCUGAGCCCAAUGGCCCAAUGUUAGCUGGGAGUUUACCGGCUGAGACAAUCAGCUGAGGACAGUUUCUGAAGGAAACCUGCUUUCUUUAUAUUACCAAGCAAAUUGUAUAUUAAACCUCAAUUUGUUCAUGUACAUGUAAAGCUGAGAUUUUCCUAAAAAAUGCUUAUUUUGUUAAGCCUCCUGUAUUUAUGUGCUAUAGCUAUUUUGCGUGUUAUGUUUUGGGAGCUCACUCUGGAGGGACAGCUACAAGCCACCAAUGGACGGACAUUUGUGGACAUUACCACCACACUAAUGAAGAACAUCCUGGAGAAUGACCGUUAGAUCAACCGGUGCCUAACAUUUUACUGUAAACGUACCCUGUUGUGACUGUUCACCGGUGGUUUCAGCAAUCGCCGCUGCCUCAAGGUCUGUCCUUGAUGGGGGAUUUAAAAUAAAGAAAAGGCCCUGAAACUAAAGGAGUGUCACAAGACAGUGC
Molecule: messenger RNA, 2297 nt
Organism: Scleropages formosus (Asian bonytongue)
Lineage: Eukaryota; Metazoa; Chordata; Actinopteri; Osteoglossiformes; Osteoglossidae
Gene: cpn1
Product: carboxypeptidase N, polypeptide 1
Exons: 9
Coding region: 452-1795 (447 amino acids)
Biological process (GO): peptide metabolic process; protein processing
Molecular function (GO): zinc ion binding; metallocarboxypeptidase activity
Source: RefSeq, a predicted model, not a curated record